AUGUCCAGUAACGUUACCGUGUUGGAAGUCGGUACCGGCGUGUUCGUCCUUGCGUUGGUUUGGAUAGCGGCUCUGGUGUUCGGUAUGAUGCUGCUGAGAGCGUCUGGAUCCGCAAAGUUAGGAGUUAUCCCGCUUUUCCUCCUGACUCUCACCAUCACUCUGGCGCUGGUGUUUUUCCCUCGCAGCCCAGAGACCACACCUGCUUUCAAAGAGAUAGAGAUAGUGGACACAUUAUUCAUUGGACGCUACGUGCUGCUGGCCGUGGCGAGCGCAGUCUUUCUGGUAGUGCUCUUCAUGCUGCUUCCCUUUCAUUUCCUGGAGCCAGUCUAUGCCAAAGCUUUAAGAACAUACUAGAGCUGCCAGGGUCAGAGUUGGCACCGGGUUCACAUCGCUGAUGUACAUGUCUUAAAACAAGCAGGCUCAUCAAGAGGCCCCCGCUUCAUCUGGAAACAGA
Scomber scombrus (Atlantic mackerel) is the source of this 454-nucleotide messenger RNA. RefSeq names its product transmembrane protein 218 (gene tmem218). The coding region runs from base 1 to 354 and encodes 117 amino acids. NCBI's taxonomy places the organism in Eukaryota, Metazoa, Chordata, Actinopteri, Scombriformes, Scombridae. The transcript has 3 exons. The record is from RefSeq and is a predicted model, not a curated record.